Messenger RNA from Striga asiatica, 1406 nucleotides. NCBI's taxonomy places the organism in Eukaryota, Viridiplantae, Streptophyta, Magnoliopsida, Lamiales, Orobanchaceae. The record is from the annotation of a GenBank genome assembly.
AUUACUUUCUAAAUAUUAUUUUAACUUAAAUUUCAAACUCAACUAACAUCUAAUUAUACACUUUUUCUAACUUAACUCUUGUUAACAACAAAAUUUGAUUUUGAGCAUAAAUUUUUGUAUCCAAACAACGCAUAGCGACGCGCCGUAGCAACAAAAAGCAGGUCAAACAAUAGGCCAUUGAUGGAACAACAUAUGGCCUCAAAUUGUACGGAAUUCAAACCACAUUUAAAAAACUUCAAAACACAUUUUCCGACAGUUUGUCAAACCUGAAUCUUUGAAGGCUUUCUCCGAAUAGAGAGCUCUGUAAUGAAAUGGACGCCAUUAGAAAGCAGGCCACCAAGCUCAGAGAACAAGUCGCCAAGCAACAGCAAGCUGUUCUCAAACACUUUGUUGGGGGAAUUGGUGGCUCAGACAAUAUUGCAUCCGAUGAAUUUGAACUCCAACAGCAUCAAAGAUUAGAGAAGCUUUACAUAUCUACUCGUGCUGCCAAGCACUUUCAAAGAGACAUUGUCCGAGGCAUUGAAGGUUAUAUUGUCACUGGAAACAAACAAGUUGAGAUUGGUACAAAGUUGUCCGACGAUAGUCGGAAAUAUGGCUGUGAAAACACAUGCACCAGUGGGAAUAGUUUGUCCAAGGUGGCACUAAGUUAUAGUAGGAGCCGUGCUCAAAUUGAAAAAGAACGUGACAAUAUGCUAAAAUUGUUUCGAACUCAGGUUACAGAGCCUUUAAGGGCGAUGAUUGUGGGCUCCCCACUAGAAGAUGCUCGGCAUCUUGCGCAAAAAUACGAUAGAGUGAGACAAGAAACUGAAUCUCAGGUCAUUGAUGUCGCUCGAUGCCAAGCUAGAGUUAGGGAGACAAACGUUAAUCCAGAGAAUAUAUCAAAGCUGGAAGCUUCCGAAAUGAAGCUUCACGAGCUUAAAUCAAAUAUGGCUACACUCGGUAAAGAAGCAGCCUCUGCAAUGGCUGCUGUUGAAGGUCAACAGCAGAGGUUGACUCUACAGAGAUUAAUAGCCAUGGUUGAAGCCGAGAGAACUUAUCAUCAACGUGUACUUGAGAUACUCAAUCAGCUAGAAGCUGAGAUGUUAUCCGAACGUCAAAACAAUGAAACUCCACAUGUGGUGGCUGCUGAUAGCACAAAGCCUCCACCUUACAAUUUGUCUGAAAACUUUGUCUCUCAAACGUUCGACAGGUCAACUGAUGGCAUGGGUUACUUCCUGGGGGAGGUCAUUCAUGCUUACCAAGCUGAGUCUGAUGUGGAGCUGACUUUAUCUCUUGGCGACUAUGUUGUUGUCCGAAAGGAAGAAUUGCGUUUUUGGUCCAUUGAAGAACUAUUUAUCGAGCUUUUCAUUGUUAGUCAACAUUGGGAUUCGUCAGUUCAGUUUUCUCCUGGAAGGACAUUCUUAUAA